AUGCGUCUCGUCCAGUGUGGCUCUCGUUUCCUUACGGAUACAGAGACUCGCUACGCCACCAUAGAGCUGGAGCUACUUGCAGUCACUUGGGCUAUAGCUAAGUGCCGCCUAUACUUGUCUGGACUUCAACAUUUCACCUUAAUGACUGACCAUCGCCCCUUGAUACCAAUUCUCAAUCACAUCUACACUUUGGAUGCUAUUGAGAAUCCACGCCUCAAGAUGAAAGUGGCCCCCUACAUCUUCACUGCAGUAUGGCGCGCAGGGAAACAACUUUGCAUACCAGACGCCCUGUCUCGCUCCCCAACCAGUCGCCCCACACCUGAAGAUGAAGAAGAGUGCACUACUUCGACUGCACAUGUCAGGCGUAUCGUUGCCAGCACCGCCACUUCCACUGACGACCAGGCAACAGGACCCAUCAUCGAAGAAGACAAGUCUCUACAAGAAAUCCGCACGGCCGCAUCCCAGGAUCAAGAUUACAGUCGUCUCAUUCACUAUGUCUCCAACGGUUUUCCUACCAACCGCUAUGAUCUCCACACUUCCGCCCUCCCGUAUUGGAAGCUGCGGGACAACCUUUACGCGGAUGGAGAGUUAGUAUUGUAUGGACCCCGGAUCGUCAUCCCUGCAGCCCUCCGUAGACGCACCUUGGAUCGACUCCACGACAGCCAUCGAGGGAUUGAAGCUACUCGACGUCGUGCAAUGCAGACAGUAUUCUGGCUAGGUAUCAAUGCAGAUAUUAAGAGUAAAGUAGAAAGCUGUGAGGCCUGCCAACAGCUUCUUCCCAUUCAGCAACAAGAGCCUUACAUGUGUGAUGACCAUCCAUCCUGGCCCUUCGAAAGUGUGUCAGCUGACUUCUUCCACGUAGCAGGGAAAUCCUUCCUUGUUAUUGCUGAUAGACUUUCAGGCUGGCCUGUGGUUGUUCCCUGUGGACGUGACACAACUGCAGCCAGAGUUACAAGAAUGUUCUGUGUUUUCUUCCGCGAGGUUGGUGUUCCACUCCGCUUACGAACUGAUGGAGGACCCCCAUUUUCCAGCCAUGACUUCAAGCAAUUUGCUGACCGCUGGGGAGUUCAUCACAUCAUCACUUCUCCACAUUACCCUCAGGCUAAUGGACAUGCAGAAGCUGCAGUGAAAGCUGUUAAACAUCUUAUCAUCUAG
This is a messenger RNA of Macrobrachium nipponense, 1155 nucleotides long. RefSeq lists its product as uncharacterized. Gene Ontology annotation, molecular function: nucleic acid binding. Gene Ontology annotation, biological process: DNA integration. NCBI's taxonomy places the organism in Eukaryota, Metazoa, Arthropoda, Malacostraca, Decapoda, Palaemonidae. The coding region runs from base 1 to 1155 and encodes 384 amino acids. The transcript has a single exon. The record is from RefSeq and is a predicted model, not a curated record.